This is a messenger RNA of Trichoderma gamsii, 540 nucleotides long. RefSeq lists its product as hypothetical. The record is from RefSeq and is a predicted model, not a curated record. Lineage: Eukaryota; Fungi; Ascomycota; Sordariomycetes; Hypocreales; Hypocreaceae. The transcript has a single exon. Bases 1 to 540 code for a protein of 179 amino acids.
AUGCCCGAAAGAGGCAAUCAUGGAGACGACCCCGACGUGGAGAGAUCAGGACCAUCGGUUAUGAUCGAUUCAGCAGUCCAUCUGCGAGUUGCGGCCAUUGGGCCGCUUGCGAUAUGGCGAGAUUCGACGGCAAAUGGGUCGACGGCCGGAAUCUGGAGAAGAAAAGCACGAGAGGAUUGGAAAGCCAUUGGCAAUCGAUUGGCAAUCGAAAUCUAUCCGCGCCUCAUUUCGCUGAGCACCGGUCACCUGCCCACGAAAACGAAGCGCUUCGAAUCGGAACGUCGAGACGGGCCUUGGCGUCUGGCCGCCGGGACGAUUCGGGGACGACUCGGGGACGAGAGCUGGCGCUGUCAGGGGCUGGCCGGGCAAAGGGCUGGCGCCCCGCAGCGCACUCCAGGUGCUAGAGCGCUGCAGCUGGUGUUGAGCCCCCCUGACUGGACGCCGCAUUACAGCGAGGCACAGCUCCUUGGAGCAGCUCCAAUUCCCCAGAGCGGCCCCCACUGCAGGCUAGGCGGCACAGGGGAUGCGAGAGCCGCCUGA